UCUCUGCAAGACAACCAUAUAAAAAUCCUAUAUAUGUCGAUUAAGAUUGUUCACUCACAAACCUACACAGUAUUACUACUACAUAACAAUUUCAAAGCAAAACAUAGUAGACAUAUAACUAAUAUUUAAGGAUGUUGGAUUGGGCUCCUGUUUUGCUUGGUUGGUUGCUUUUCAUAUUGCUCUCCCCUGGCCUCCUCUUCCGGCUACCUGGCAAAACCCGCCAUGUUGAAUUCGGCAGCUUCACCACCAAUGGCACGGCCAUUUUGGUACACACAAUCAUCUUCUUCGUCGUCUUCACCAUCCUCGUAUUGGCCGUCGACAUCCACAUCUUCACUGGUUCAAAAUCACGAUCAUAGUUUCACUAUUAAUUCUGUAAAUCUACAUUUAUAUUAU
Molecule: messenger RNA, 393 nt
Organism: Morus notabilis
Lineage: Eukaryota; Viridiplantae; Streptophyta; Magnoliopsida; Rosales; Moraceae
Exons: 1
Coding region: 132-356 (74 amino acids)
Source: RefSeq, a predicted model, not a curated record